Penicillium coprophilum is the source of this 933-nucleotide messenger RNA. Its product is annotated as formate/nitrite transporter family protein. Gene Ontology annotation, cellular component: membrane. The record is from RefSeq and is a predicted model, not a curated record. The transcript has 4 exons. NCBI's taxonomy places the organism in Eukaryota, Fungi, Ascomycota, Eurotiomycetes, Eurotiales, Aspergillaceae. Gene Ontology annotation, biological process: nitrite transport; transmembrane transport. Bases 1 to 933 code for a protein of 310 amino acids. Gene Ontology annotation, molecular function: high-affinity secondary active nitrite transmembrane transporter activity.
AUGACUUUCGAUGCGCUCUCCCCCAAAGAGGUGGCUGAGGCCGUCUCAAACCUAGGCGCACAUAAGGGACAUAUGCGACUGGACAAAGUCUUUUUUAGUGCAGUAUCAGCUGGCUGUUUGCUUGCAUUCGCUUGCGGGACCACUCUUAGCACCAAUGCCACACCCUGGUUUCAGGAGAAUGCCCCAGGCUUGAUACGAACCAUUGGCGCCUUGGUGUUUCCUUAUGGCCUGUGCAUGAUCCUCCUAACAGGUGCGGACCUUUGCACAGGAUCAUUUAUGUUUACUUCAGUUGCAGCGCUCCAUCGACGCUUGUCGUGGUCAAAAAUGUUGCUCCACUGGGCUGUGACAUUUGUCGGCAACCUUGCCGGGUCUUUGUUUGUGGUCGCUAUCAUAUUUGGCUACGGAAAUACCUUUUCUGCAGAGCCAUUCAAGUCCGCCGUGAUUUCUUUUGCCACAAAGAAGCAGGUCACUCCUGAUUUUCACAUGAUAUUUCUCCGUGGGAUUGGAUGCAACUGGCUAGUCUGUUUAGCUUGCUUCUUUGGUAUUCAAGGUCGUGACCUAGGAUCCAAGAUUAUUGGAAUCUGGUUGCCGACGUUUGCAUUCGUCUCUCUGGGCUUCGACCACGUCGUUGCAAAUAUGACAUUCAUCCCAUUGGGUAUAUGGCUAGAAGCACCACAGAUUACAACUGCCCUCUACAUCUGGAAAGGUAUCAUCCCGACCUUAUUGGGAAAUAUCAUCGGUGGAGGUGUAUUCUGUGGAACUUACUACUGGUACAUGUAUCUCCUCAAUCUCAACACCCUGCCUUUAUAUGGUGAGAAAAGGGUUCGGAGUGGCUCGUUGGAGUCAGUUUCAAGCACAGAUCGAGGAGCUGCCAAGCGACCGGACGUUGAGGCUUCCGCUGGAGGCUUCGGCAACCAAAACCCACAUGAAUGA